UGACACUAUCCUCCUGCCACGGAAAGGCCUCCUGACAUUCUCUCCCGCAUGCACGAAAUUCCACUACCUGAUGUUUUUCCGAUGCUCCCAAACCAACCGCGAUCAGAUUCACCACCCACAACUCACCAACCCGUCGUCAAAGCAGAGCAGAGCAGUCACCCCUCACCAACACGACAAGAGCGCCAAGCUAACAGCCCCUCGGCUCGGCUCCCGCCAUCUAUCCAUCUAUAAAUGCGGUAUCCCCAACCAACCUCCAGGAUCCUGAUCGAAAGUUGAGAUUUUUCCCGGUUGAUAGCCCGGACAUCCAACAAGAAGAGCCGCGUGCCGGCGUGCGUGCGUGAUCAUGAAGCCGCGUGCGCCUCCGGCGGCAGCGGCGGCGUCUGGCGUGCCGGCCAGGCUCCGGCCGCACCUCCCGCGGGUCACCGCCUUCCUCAUCGUCUUCUCUGUUGGCUACUCGCUCGGCAUCGUCUCGUCGUCCGCCCGCCCGCCCACGCCCAAGCCGUCGCAGACUGUCAUACGGCCGCACGCCGCGCACCUCACCGCUGCCUCCUCCAGCGUCCCCGCCUCGUCGAACGGCACGGGCACGAGCUACCCGCGCUCGCCGCCGCACGACCUGUUCAGGUUCGGGGACGAGUGCGGGCAGCCGGUGCCGGCCGAGGACGUGGUGAAGACGCUUCUUGAUAAGCUGUUCGACGGCGAGAGCCCGUACGCGAGCUUCCCGCCGGCGCACACCGCGGCGCUGCUGCACCCGGCGGCGGCGCGGCCGCGCGGGUGGGGGUCGACGGGGGCGGUGUUCGCGGAGCUGAUCGAGGAGGUGCGGCCGGACGUGAUCGUGGAGCUGGGCGCGUUCCUGGGCGCAUCGGCGCUGCACAUGGCGGCCGUGGCCAGGAACCUCUCGCUGUUCCCGGCCAUCCUCUGCGUGGACGACUUCCGCGGCUGGCCGGCCUUCCGCGGCCGCUUCCGCCGCGACGUCCCGCAGCAGCGCCACGGCGACGCUCUGCUGCUGCCACAGUUCAUGGCCAACGUGCUCGCCGCGGGGCCCGAGGCCGCGGCCACGGUGCUGCCGCUGCCCUUCUCCACGGCGUCCACGCUCGGGGCGCUGUGCCGGUGGGGCGUCUACGCGGACCUCAUCGAGGUGGACGCCGGCCACGACUUCCACUCGGCGUGGGCGGACAUCAACCUGGCAUGGGCCGUGCUGCGCCCCGGCGGCGUCAUGUUCGGCCACGACUACUUCACGGCCGCCGACGACCGCGGCGUCCGGCGCGCCGUCACGCUCUUCGCCAGGGUCAAGGGCCUCACCGUCCGCCCCCAUGGCCAGCACUGGAUCCUAUCCCCGAAGCCGCGCGGCGACGGCCGGUGACCAGGCGCUCUCGGUCUCUCCGGUGUGUGGAUGUGUGCUCGUGCUUCUCGCCGUCGCCGGCGGGCCCGGACACGCACUCUCGCCAGCCAUCCAGUGGAAACCGCGGAAUUAAUCUCACCAUACGUGUCCACGUCCAAAGCAGGAUGACAUGUCCCAAGCAGGAUGAGAAGCUUACCUACGUACCUUGUCCCGGUCUCUGAACUUGCGAGGUGUUCGUUCGUUCGUUCCAUCACAUUUUCUUACACGAGAAAACAACAAACACGAUUGUACAUCAAAGGUAGAUGAAAAGCUGUUGUGUCAUGUCUGGUGGUAACUUACUUACUUACUUAUCGAUCAA
Messenger RNA from Hordeum vulgare subsp. vulgare (domesticated barley), 1697 nucleotides. RefSeq lists its product as uncharacterized. The record is from RefSeq and is a predicted model, not a curated record. NCBI's taxonomy places the organism in Eukaryota, Viridiplantae, Streptophyta, Magnoliopsida, Poales, Poaceae. The transcript is spliced from 2 exons. Bases 344 to 1360 code for a protein of 338 amino acids.